AUGGGAAACGCAACUACAAAAUUAAAUAGAAAAUUUGAUGGGUGGCUUAAAAAAGCUUACAGUUAUAUUUUCAAAGAAGAAGAGCUGAGUGAAAUUUCUGAUGAAGCAUUAUCUGAUAAUGAAUAAAAUCAAAGUACUUCAGAUUCAUAAUAAAAUAACGAGCCUGAAAAUAAAUAAGAUUAAGAACUAGAUUAAGAAAUAGAUGAAAAUGUAAGUACUCAUUCAUAUUAAAUGGAAUCUAUUAUUUAUACUUCGAUUACAAAAGAAGAACUCUUAUAAGAUAAACGCAAGGCUUCAAUUCUACUUCUAUCUGAAUUCGACCCUAAAAGAGUAUGUUUAAAUAAGGAAAACAACAAAGAAUGA
Messenger RNA from Paramecium primaurelia, 363 nucleotides. Lineage: Eukaryota; Ciliophora; Oligohymenophorea; Peniculida; Parameciidae. The record is from the annotation of a GenBank genome assembly.